Molecule: messenger RNA, 324 nt
Organism: Staurois parvus
Lineage: Eukaryota; Metazoa; Chordata; Amphibia; Anura; Ranidae
Source: the annotation of a GenBank genome assembly
GGCACCUUGGUGGUUGUUACCCUCACUUCUGUUUUGAAAGAUCCCAAAUUCUUUAAGAAUCCUACUAACUUUGAUCCUGCACACUUUCUUGAUGAGAAUGGGGUGUUUAAGAAAAAUGAUGCCUUUAUGCCAUUUUCUGCAGGCAAGCGUGUAUGUGCAGGAGAAGGUCUGGCCCGUAUGGAGCUUUUCUUGUUUUUCACUACUGUACUCCAGAGGUUUACUUUGAAACCAACUGUGGAUAAGAAGGAAGUAGAGAUCACCCCAGAACCCAAAACCAAUGCUUCAAGAGCUCGGCAUUAUACAAUGUUUGCAGUUCCUCGGUAA